Cladocopium goreaui is the source of this 780-nucleotide messenger RNA. The record is from the annotation of a GenBank genome assembly. Lineage: Eukaryota; Dinophyceae; Suessiales; Symbiodiniaceae.
AAAGUGCUUUCACCAGCCAUCUUUCACUUUGCCGUCGCCAAGCGCUCAAAUCAUGAUCCAAGCGAACAAAGCCACGGUGGUCACGGAGUUUCACAAGCAAAGUUUAGAGGUGCGAAACAUGGAACUGGACUUCUACCUCUUGGUCUUUGAACGGAUCUCCACCAUUUCAGCCCUACUGGCGGGUUUUGCCUCAACAGCCAUUCAGGUUGAGGUUCCGGAAGGAUCUUCCCCCAUUUUGAAGACUUGCUAUCUGCUGUUCGCGGCUACAGCACUGGGAGCGCAUCUGCUGGUGGUGGUGGUGUGUACCAUGUGCACCAUGUGGGGUCCCGGCCAUGCCCUACGUGGCCGCGAUGCCAACUGUGUGGAUCAUGCUGUGGCUGUCUUGGAUGCAGCUCAACGACAGAUGGAGAUGUUCUUCUUCUUGGGUUUGAUUUCCUACUUCCUGAGCUGCAUCUUCCUGGUCUGUUUACUCUUCGAUCUCAAGGGCCGUAUCUUGGUGUGUUCCAUCUUCCUCCUGACCUUGAUCUGGCUCGCCAGGAAGGUGCUUCGCAUAGGGCAGGUCCUAAGGCCCGGAAGGUGGACCAGUGGCCACAUCCACGGCAGCGCCGUGAAGAUUGGCGAAUUGAUGGGAGAUGAUGCGCUCACGGCGGAGCACGGGGUGUCAGCCAGCUUCGCCACGAAUUUCUGAGGCCGCGCGGACCAGCUCUCUGGAGCCUCUCUGGAAGCUUUGCUGAACCCCCUGAAGGAUGAUCGGCUCCACAAUGUCGUCGAAUGGAGGAG